Molecule: messenger RNA, 2010 nt
Organism: Letharia columbiana
Lineage: Eukaryota; Fungi; Ascomycota; Lecanoromycetes; Lecanorales; Parmeliaceae
Exons: 5
Coding region: 1-2010 (669 amino acids)
Source: RefSeq, a predicted model, not a curated record
AUGGCAACGAUAUACGUACCUUCCCAAGAGGGGUCGACUCCGUUGUCGGAAAUCUCUAUCUGCAAGGAGGAGGCCAGCGCAGAACCAAGCAUCCAUGCCGUCGAACCAACUUAUACCAUCGAAUCAACUUAUGCCGUCGAAAAGAUUGGGGAAAUGGACAACGCCGGCUACGUCGCAACCUGGAAGCUUCGACUGAAUCGACUGCUCCCGCUCAGCUCUGUGUGCGCAAUCGCUGCAUACUGGCUGUAUUUCGCCUUUCGCGUUAGGUACACGGUGGCAGCGCAAGAGCUGAGGCAUACAGUGUAUCCAGUGGCCUGGCUCUUCAUUUCUAUUGAGCUCGGGGUUGCAUUACCAGUAGUGCUAACUCAACUGUUGCAAUGUUUCUCGAUCAAACCUCGCCGCCGCCCUAGACUGCGUGUCCUUGGAGAACAUGUUCCUAUGGUCGACGUUCUCAUCACCUGCGCAGGUGAGGAAACUGUUGUAGUUCUUGAUACACUUAGAGCAGCCGCUGCUAUUGACUGGCCCCGCGACAGGAUGCGUGUCGUAGUCUUGGAUGACAAAGCAUCUGAGGAAGUGCGACGGGAGGUGGAGCUUUUAGGCUUGGACAACCCAAGUAUACAUUAUUCGGCAAGAAAAAAAACGAAGGGCGUACCGCACCAUUUCAAAGCAGGGAACCUUAAUCACGGAUUAAGUUACGUUGACGGUCUCGAAGGAGAAAAAGCUGAGUAUGUUGCUGCUUUGGAUGCUGAUAUGAUUGUUGAGAGAGCAUGGCUCCGCGCUAUCAUCGCCCAUCUCAUAAAGGAUCCUGGAUUAGCAUUAGCAUGCCCGCCUCAGCUAUUCUACAACAUACCAAAGAACGAUCCACUUUAUCAAAACUUGGCGUUUUUCUUCGGCAUUCUAGAAGGCGUAAAAGAUGCCAUUGGAUCAGCUUGGUGUACAGGGUCUGGCUAUGCCCUCCGUCGGACUGCUCUAGAUCAGAUCGGCGGGUUUCCCACCGGCUCAGUGGCUGAGGAUGUUUUUUGCUCGAACUUGCUGCUCGGAGCUGGAUGGAGAACAUGUUACGUACAGGAACCUCUGCAAUACGGGACGGUACCGGACUCAUUCUCCGGCCAUAUCAAGCAGCGAGCACGAUGGACGAUUGGGACCGUUCAGACCUCAGCGAAGCUUAACUUCUUUCUCUUCGGCCGAAUUUGUCGAGGAAUGAGCGUGCUUCACCGAUUCACCGGAUUCGUUUUUACUCUCGGUACCCUCUCAACAGUCUCCGCAAUGGGUUCUCUCCUGAUGUUUCCCAUUGUGUUGGUAUCUGGCUUUAGGCUCGUUGCGUACGCAGAUAACGACCAAUUAAGAUGGCUCCUCCGACUCGCCUUCUUCUCUUUAGCUAUCAACCGUGUAAAUGAAUGGGUCGCAUUCGUGCCGGCUGGCUAUCGUUUUGCCUGGCGGGGAAACCUCAAUACGCUCUGGAUGGCACCCUAUCACGGGGUUGCAAUCGUCCGCUCAUUCCUCCUCCCCGCCUUUCUCGGCGGAAAACUCGCCACCUUCUCCUCAUCCGGCAGCAUCGACUCCGUCAUCAAUGAACGCGAUGCCCGCAACCGUGCCCCCCUGAUGCGCCGCAUAAAGGCAAUUUGGUGGAACGGCGGAGCUUUCAUCCACCUCUCCUAUGUGUUCUUCACUGUCGGUGCCGCCGCUCUCUCUACCGCUCGCGCAUUUACAACAACCCCAGAUACCUACCAAGAUCGCUUAUUUUACAUCCUCACCCAUGCCGGUUGGCCUCCAUUGGUUUGGCUUGUCGCUUCGGCGUCUUGUAUGAUUCCCAUCAAAUAUGCAGUAAGCCCGCCUUCGAUGCCUGAUCGUGAGGAUUUGCUGCGGAGGGACAAGGAUACGGGAAUUGCGCAUCCGACCGACGGUGCGAAGCGGUCGAGGUGGGGCAAGACUAAUUAUUUGCAUGAGGGCUUUUAUGCCGUGGUGACAAUUUACACGACGAUUCUUUUCUUUGGAACCUGGUUUUAUUAA